CAAUGGCGGGCGAAGGCCCCUCUUUCUCGAAGUCGGCAAACAUUCCAGAAGUCGAUGUUUCAACGCCGAUUGGACCAGAAAUUGUAUCAAAGCCAGCAAAACCGACUCUCCCGGAACCGUUGGAGGGCGAGGGGGGAGAUGAGUCUCCAAUAUCAGGGCUAAAUUUGUUAGCAGAAGAGGUUGAAAAGGGGACACGGAGUGACAAUGUCUAUAAAGAUCCACAGGAGAACACUUGUAGGAUGCUUACCGUUUGGUCUCAUCCUGAAUCUUACGUCCUUCCGCCGGAGGAACAAGGUGGUAAAGCGUCACCGACAAAUUCUGAAGAUUACAAGACACCGCCAGAGGAUGAUCCGAUGACUGAAUGUCGCACACCAGACGUUGGGAAUUCGAAGCUUAGUCGAUAUCUGACUAGGUCAUUAAAAAAACAGAGCUAGAAGGGAAAUGUAUUCCAAUAAGCUCAACCAAAAAAGAUGACCUCCAGACGAAGCGUAUUCCGAGACGUUCAACAAAGAUUGGAGGAGUGU
Brassica oleracea var. oleracea is the source of this 524-nucleotide messenger RNA. RefSeq lists its product as uncharacterized. The transcript has 2 exons. Lineage: Eukaryota; Viridiplantae; Streptophyta; Magnoliopsida; Brassicales; Brassicaceae. Bases 3 to 434 code for a protein of 143 amino acids. The record is from RefSeq and is a predicted model, not a curated record.